AUGAAUAACACCCCCCUACUCCACCACCUCGUCCUUCUUCUUCUGCUACCAUGCACCCUAGUAUACACCAUCACCACCGUCACUUCAUCCUCCGCCAACCAGGCUUACCCCACCCUCACCGAGGACUGCUCAGUGUCCGGUGAGGAUAUCCCUGUGCCCAUACGGAGGGAGGUUUAUGAUUACGGUCGAAUAUUUGACAUCAGCCACAGGUACACCCCUGACAUGCCCAGUUAUGGCGUCAAGGACGGGCUUGGGGAAUUCCUGUCGCUUGGCAUGAGCAUCAAAAAUGGCUCGGACGCCAACGUUUCCGUGAUGAAGUUCAGUGUCCACUCCGGCACCCAUGUGGACGCGCCGGGUCAUGUCUUCGACCAUUACUACGAUGCUGGCUUUGAUGUUGAUGCGCUUGACCUCGAAUUCUUAAAUGGUCCUACACUGGUGGUUGAUGUUCCGAGGAAUAAGAACAUAACUGCUGAAGUCAUGGAGGCUUUAAAUAUUCCUAAAGGGGUGCGUCGUGUGCUUUUCAGAACCCUAAAUACCGACAGGAAGCUUAUGUGGAAGAAAGAGUUUGAUACAAGCGCUGUAGGGUUUAUGGAGGAUGGGGCAAAAUGGCUGGUGGACAACACAGACAUUAAACUUAUAGGGCUUGAUUACUUAAACGUCGCAGCUUCUGUUGAUGUAUUACCAGUUCAUUAUGCGUUUCUACAAGGCCGGGAGAUGGUUCUUGUUGAGGGUUUAAAGCUCGAUGGAGUUCCAGCAGGAAUAUAUUCUGUCCAUUGUUUGCCUUUAAGGUUGAUCGGUUCUGAUGGAUCGCCAGCAAGAUGCAUCCUCAUCAAAUAA
Messenger RNA from Rosa rugosa (rugosa rose), 837 nucleotides. Its product is annotated as cyclase-like protein 2. The transcript has 6 exons. Gene Ontology annotation, molecular function: arylformamidase activity. Lineage: Eukaryota; Viridiplantae; Streptophyta; Magnoliopsida; Rosales; Rosaceae. The record is from RefSeq and is a predicted model, not a curated record. Bases 1 to 837 code for a protein of 278 amino acids.